UGUCUUACAAAAAUUUGAAAAACUUUUAUUUUUAUAAUAUUGAUUUUUUUCAUCUACUGGUAAGUCGGUAGUCUUUUUCCAAAUAUUCAUGGUUGCAUUUCUUUUCUGAUCUUUAAAAUAAAUGGAUAGUAAUUCAGCACUUACGAUUUUUAUAUCUGUUUUGUUACUUUAUGGUUUUUAAAAUUGGUUGAUAAAUAAAAAUAAGAAGUACUCUUUGUUCGUGUAAGGUUAACUCGUUAAUUUCAAAGAAAAUUGAAGCAACUGUCCAUAUUUGAUAUCUGAUUUGAAAUUUAUGAGAAUGAGUUUAUCCUUUAUUUUUUAAAGUGAUACCUUUUCUUUAAACAUUAAACGAAUUUUUGUUUUUGUGGUACAAAUUAAUUUAAAAUAAGUACUAAAAUAUGCGAAAAAUCUGAAUCGAUUCGGUUCGGCUUUAUAGAGCUUUUGUUUGAUCGAUAGAAUGCAUAUUAUCAUGUUCGCCAGAAAUGUAAAUACAAUUUAAUUUUUGACAAAAUAAAGGGUAAAAAUCAAAAUGAAAUUAACUAGCAAGACGGGUUUAAUAUCUGCGCCUUCCAUCAUUGUCGAUGCACACAAAAAGCAACAAGAAGUACAACUCAGGGCAUUUGCUAAACCAGCCCCGAUGACCGAGAAAUCUUAUUCUGGACUGUUUAAUCCAUAUCCAGGCGAAUGUUCGUUUUUGUGCAACCACCCGAUCGGCAGCCAGGCGAAGAUGUUGUUAAAACAAAUGAAGACCCACCUGAUUAACGGAAACUCGAGAAAACAGUUCAUGAAUGUGAAAGGGUACAAGAUCAAAACGCGUCAUCAAAAUGAAAUCACCAUAGAUGUGCACGACGAGUCCAGUUACUCGAUGAACCAGAUAGACAACGUUCCCGAGGAGUUGUUCAGAAGGCGUAACAGGUAUUUUGCAGACGGGAGUAGAAAAAAAUAUUUACAAUGCAGGUACACUGACACCGAUUCAAGACCUGCUACUCCGGUACGGAUUCUUUCCACCCCUUCCACCAGGGCAUCGCAUCCUAGACGGUGCGUAACGCCGGAAGCCGGUCGGCCACGUUUGGUACUAGAUUUACGCCGCACUCAAAGUCAGGAAACUAUUUCGAUUAGUGUUUCCCAUUACAAUCUAUCUUUAAUUCACGUGCAUCAAGAACCCAAUACGCUGGCUGCGUUUGAUGGAGCAAUUUCGCAUUCCAUAACUUUGUCCAGUCGUCAGACACGCCCCGUUACUCCGUUUAAAAGGCCAAGGAGCGCGAUUGGUAAUAUAAGGAGAGAGCCCGUUGUUUUGAGUAAAACUGACGAAUCGAGUCCUGAUAAGCAAGAGGCAAAACCAACAGACUGUGUUUCAAACGAUAAGUCCGAUGAAGAAAUUCGACGUCGUGGAAAGAAGCCAAAAAAGAAAAACAAAAAUGCUUCCAAAACACCAGUGUUGGAUACUUGCAGAGAUCCGGAAACUCAGAUGGCUACAAUCGGCACCAAUUCUUGGAACCACAGUGCGGAUCCACUCAUGGAACCGUUACACUCAAGAGCUGAGUCUGCUAGGAAACCUUCAGCAAAAAGUGAUCCUGACUCACAUAAUAACACUUGUGCCGAAAGAGGAAUUUUCGGACAGUUCCGAGGUGAAAUCAACGAGGAAUUGGUGGAUUGUGAACUGGAUUUCAAGAGGCGUUUAGCGCUGGAAGAAAUUCUUAAAACGGUUCCUCAAAAUAAAGACUGUUGCAUGGAACUAAUCAAACUUCAAGAAGAGCUAGCACCACCCGCCAUUAACAGCGACUUAUGGAUCUCGUUACCGAGGUCCUUUAAUAGAUCGAGUGUUAGAUUCGAAUUGCCUAUGAAUGGAAAGUCUUUGUCAGGUAUGACGCCAUUGGACUACGUCGCUAAUCAUUUAAGCAUAUCAUCGAAGCGAAAACUACUAUACAAUUGCAUCUUUAAUAAGUUUAAAUUAGAGACUGACACGAACAUCACUUACGAAAGAAAAAUAUCUGGAAAGGUAUUGCAGCAGGCCUUGGAUUUGCUAAUGGGACGUCCCAUGACGUCUGAGCAAUCUUCCCACUUUCAGAGACUGAUAGGAUGGCAAAAUGAUGAUAUUUUCGAUUUUCGCACAUUUUGCGGUGUAGCCGCAGUUUGCGAGCGAAUUAUGGCGCCGCUUUUCUCGCACCGCUAUCUCGACCGCAAAAGCGACCCUCCCGAUGAAGUAGAAUUAGCCGACUUUAAAACUCUAGAAAGGAAAAUUGACGGGCACAGGAUAGAUGAGAGGCUCCAUUCAAUUUUAAUCGCUAUCAAAUAUUCGUGAUGGCCUCAGUCUAAUACAGUGAACUCCGAUUAUAAAGUACCCUCUAGGACCAGAAAAUGAGUACGCUAUAAGCGGAAGUACGCUAUAAAAAAAAACAAAAAAAAUUAUGUAGGUAACUACAUAUUUUUAUUUUAUAUAAAAACUAAUAAACACUAAUAUAGGUACUAAAAAACUAAAGAAACUAAACUACCAAAACUAAAAACUUAUCUAUCUAUAUAAACUUUACAACACACAAGUAAAAAUACAUACUUUAUUCUUUCUGAGUAAAACAAAUUGUUAUUUUUGUCUGUUUAUUGUUUCUCAAUACAAAUUUCAUAUUUUUGAUGCGCUUCUCAACCUUCCAGGACGCUGGCAUAAUUAUCAUCAGCUACAUUAUCAGUAGAUUGUAAUAAAUUUGUAACAAUUAUAGCGGCACAAAGCGCUUCAGAAUAAUUUAGUACUUCGUCCUGUUGAACAUCAUCGACGCUUUCAUUACCAGGAUCAAUUUGAGGACCAAUUGGCUGUAAAACUUCAGUAAUAAUAUAUAAUAUCAUUAUCCGUUAAUAACUCCGUUGUUAUUAAAUUAUCAUCAACAGUUGGGAAGCUAUCCAGCUCCAGGAGGAUACAUUUCAAUGUUGGUUAGAUCUUGGCCGCUAUUGCACAACCAAUUACUUAGGGAAACCUAAGUCAUCGUCAUCGUCGUCAUUAUUUUUGUACUUCUCAAACCAUUGAACCAGAGGUAAGUCAUCGUCUGAAUCAAACACGAUUUUUUGUCGAUUUUAUGUCGAAAGCAGUUUGAAAUAGUGGUUGAAGUAACAUAAUUCAAAUAUUGUGCAAGUAAUUUUAUGCAGUCUAUCAUAUUUUCAAAUGACUGGAUCAAACGAUACAAAAAAUAUCUGGGGUAAUAUGUCUUAAGGCAUUUUAUUAUGCCCUGGUUGGACGACUGAGGUGCUAGCUGGACGCAAAAACUCUAAUCUGAUACUUUUUACAAAACUUUUGGAUUCCUCCUGCGUGUGUUUUUGCUGAGUCGAACUUGCUGACGUUUCGCCAAUCAUCCUGUUGGCUUCUUCAGAGCUUGACUAAAACUGGCUCGUAUUUUACUCUGUGCCUGCACAUAUAUUUUUUGAGUAGGACGGAGCUAAAUGAGGGGCAUAAACACCGUCUCGGAUGACUGAUUCCCAUAUUGGUGACAGGUAGAGACCUGAGUCGCGGUUAAGAUUAUUAGGUUGUUUAUAGUUUCUAUAGACUCUCGGAUUUUUCGUUGGUAGAAGAAUUGAUUACAUGCAAGAAUGUUAGUUUUAUUGAAUAAAAUUCUAUGUCCGGUUUCAUGUGUGUGUUCGGCAACAGCCGAUGAGUUUAUUUGACUUAGUCGUAAGGCUCUUUCGUGUUCUUUGAGUCUAGUUGAUAUCUUUCGUCCGGUCUCUCUAAUGUAUUCUUUGCCGCAUAUGCAUGGAAUGCUGUAAACUCCUGGCAUCUCAAAUGGAAUUUUGUCUUUGACAGACCGAAGAUGUUGAGAGAACUUUUGAUAUGUGGUCAGUGAUGUAUUUUUUGAUGGAAUGCUUAAUAUCUUUAAUGUGGAAAUUAUUAGAGAGAAGAGCAGAAGUAAGGUGUUUUAUUUCUGGGUUCGGUAAACAAGAGAGUUGAUAACCGAUGAUUUUUGGGCCGGAUGGUGAUGUGACCAUGCAUUAAGGUCUGUGUGCGUAGGUUUUCUGUAAACACAAUGACCCAAUAUUAGGUCUGAUUUUGUAUUGAUAAGAAUAUCUAAGAAUGGAAGGUUAUUACUAGUUUCCAACUCAAUGGUAAAACGUAUGUUAGGGUCUAUAGAGUUUAAAUGUUUAAGAAAGUCUACUAGCGUUUCUUAACCAUGAGGCCAUCGACUUAGCAUUUCCAUCAUUUUGGUUUUAGAUGAAAGGUGUCGAGAGCUUUCUUCUCAAAGGUUUCCAUAAAUAUAUUCUCAAUGACUGGUGAUAGUGGAGAAGCCAUAGCUGUACCCGACGUUUGUUCAAAAAUUUGACCGUUAUAAGAAAAAUAUGUUCCCGACAUGCAUUUUUCAAUUAAGGUUAGAAGGUUUGGUUCCAUAUUCUCGGACUUUGAUAUAUCUGAAAUGAUGUCGAGAGAUUCAGGAAUAGGAACUUUGGUAAAGAGGGAUUCUACGUCGAAACUAACUAGAAUAUCUUGUGUAUCUAAUGUAAUUCUUUUUAAUUGUUCAAUGAAAUGAAAGGAAUUAAGUACGAAACUGUCAGUUUUAAUAAGGAAGCUAGAUAUUUUGCUAGAGAAUAUGGUGGAGAACAAAUGGCGCUGACAAUAGGUCAAAGGGGUAAUCCUGGAUUGUAAAUCUUUAGGAGUCCGAAGAGACGAGGAAUUUUAGAGUCAUGAGGGAUAACAGAUUUUUCACGGAGUCUGAUAGAGCAUGAGCCUUACUAAUAGAUUUAAGGUUGCGUUCCAUAAAUGACGUAGGAUCUUUUUUAAGUUGACGAUCUGAUCCGUCUGUAAGAAUAUUUUGAAUCUAUCGUAGCAUUUCCUUCAUCUGCUUUUAGGAUUACGAUGUCUGGAUUGGAGAUUUUUGAUAUGGCAGUUUGUUUAGGAUAGACUCGGCAUUUGGUACAAUACGUGGGGCAAGGACGAAGUUGAAACCUUUUGAAAGAACUAAUUUUUCCGUUUCCGAAAGUUGGUGCGAUGAUACAUUUAUUACAGUGUUUGGUAGUUGAAAAAAGUUUGAUGGUUUUCCUAGUGUUGACAUUAGUUUUUCAAAUUUCUGAAUCAUGUUUGAAAAGGUAUCGAACUCGGAUGGGGACAAAAUAGAAGAAAUUUCAAUGUGUAGAGACAGAAGAGCCUUAUUGAUUUGGUCUAUUCCCUUACGGGUAUGAUUAAUUUUUUCUCGAAGUAAAGCGAAACUAGAUUUUCGAAGAAUUUUAUAAGCGGAUGUGAUUGUGACGUGAUGGGAUAUUUACAAAGUAACACAAAGGUCAGUGUACAGAGUAAUCUUACCAGUUUCAUUCGGUGAUCUUCUAACUUUCUGCAUUUGCGCUUGAUGUCUUCUGUUAUUUGAAAGAAUUAGAUUUUUUCGAUCAGAAGCACUAUUUUUCUAUUCUGACGUUCUAGUUUUUCAUCCCAAUCCUUUAAAUAAUUAUAAAAAAUUAUUUAAAAAAACCCAAACGGUGUACCUCAACUUCGACUGCUUCCCACCUAAACACUUUUCUCCUCUAAAUUUAAGGGUACGAUUUGUCAGCACAGCUUGUUUGUUAUCAUCUUCUGUUUCACCAGAAUUUUUUCUGAGGUUUAUGUUGUGACGAACUUUAAAACGUUCGAGCCAACCUGUCGAACAACUAAAACCCUCACCUUGUAAUCCCCUGGUGAAUUCUUCGACUUUUGAUUUCAGAACUGGAUCACUUAUUGCAAUAUUUUCAGGUCUUCGAACUUGAAACCAUCGUAACAGAGCUUUAUCUACAUCUGAACGUACAACAUUUCUAAUCUUUUUAAUCCCGUGCGAUUUACAGUCACUUGUUAUUUUGAUGUUUCGCGAUUUCUCCAAAUUGUAGAUAUUGUUGUUUUUGCCAAUUCCUUUUGUAUAGCAAUUUCCGCCUUACCGAUGCGACUCUCAAUACUUCUGAUAAUCUCUAUCUUUUCUUUUACAGUUAAAGACUUGCGCCGAUCCGCCAUUUUAACCAUAAACUCAAAAAACGUGCUAGCGCACCUUUUCAUAAAACAAUAAAGUGGAACUAUGGGCCGGACACGCACGUUUCAGAGAAAACCUCACAAAUUAUUACUGAAAAAUCCCCGAUUUUUUCUCGUACUUUAUAACCAGAACAAUAGUGAAAAUAUUUUGCUUUAUAACCGUAGUAGAAGUUAUAUGUGGUACGUAAUAUCCGCUGAAAAAUGAAAGAGUAUGUUAUAAACGGAGUUUACUGUAUAUAAAUUUAAUAUUAAUGUUAAUGUUCUUGUAAUGUCUAUUGAAAAUAUGUACUUAAUUAAGUGAAAUAAUUUGUAGGUCAUAGCUGCACACUGUAAUAACAAAUCUAUAUAUAGGAUGUUCCAUAUAUGGAACCAGUUAUAGAUAGAAGUGUGAAGACCUAUAAGAAUUUCUUAGUUCAGUAAUCUUUUAAUACUUAAGUAAUCGAACCAACAAAACUUUGCACACCUCAGUGUGUCACUUUAAACAUUUAAUUUGUAAUAUUUAUAUAUAUUCGACAGAUAGA
Cylas formicarius (sweet potato weevil) is the source of this 6477-nucleotide messenger RNA. RefSeq lists its product as uncharacterized. The coding region runs from base 530 to 2302 and encodes 590 amino acids. The record is from RefSeq and is a predicted model, not a curated record. The transcript has 12 exons. NCBI's taxonomy places the organism in Eukaryota, Metazoa, Arthropoda, Insecta, Coleoptera, Brentidae.